This is a messenger RNA of Penaeus vannamei (Pacific white shrimp), 525 nucleotides long. RefSeq names its product acanthoscurrin-2-like. The record is from RefSeq and is a predicted model, not a curated record. Lineage: Eukaryota; Metazoa; Arthropoda; Malacostraca; Decapoda; Penaeidae.
UCUGGCCUGACUUCAUACCGGAAAGCUUUGCACAAUGAAAUAUUCUCUCGCACUUGUGUUGGUGGCUGCCAUGGUGGCAUGUGUCCUGGCGGGAGGCAGAAGCUAUGGAGGAUAUGGAGGCGGUUAUGGAGGCGGCCGUGGAGGCGGUUAUGGUGGCGGGCACGGAGGCUAUGGAGGUGGUUAUGGAGGCGGUCGCGGAGGUGGCUACGGAGGCUAUGGAGGCGGCUACGGAGGUGGCAGCGGAGUUUAUGGUGGUGGUUAUGGAGGCGGUCGCGGAGGUGGCUACGGAGGCUAUGGAGGCGGCUACGGAGGUGGCAGCGGAGGUUAUGGUGGUGGUUAUGGCGGCAGUAGCGGAGGUGGUUAUGGAGGCUAUGGCGGCGGUCGCGGAGGAGGCUAUGGUGGCGGCUAUGGCGGUGGCUAUGGAUACGGGAAAUGAUCCGAUUGUAAGAAUUCAACAUGUUAAAGAGCUACACAUGUAUUCAUCCGUCAUUUAACGUCUUUUAUGAGUAAGUCGUCAAUGCAUGA